CUUGGCAAAAAAUGUCAAACAUAAUUUCCGGCGAACUUCAGUUUUGUAACGAUACCGUGUGGUCCUUACAUCGUUCACCUGCAGGACCUCCAUUAGAUGGAAACCUCAAUAUCAGCAUAAGUUUCCAGUCUUUACUUGGAGUUUGCAGUGAUAUAAAAGAAUCAAAACUAGAAUCAGAAAUCGAGGGUAAGUAUAGCACACCUAUGGUGUUAAUUGGGAUAUACAUCUCAACAGCAUCCUUAUUUUGCAUUCUAGCCAUGGCCCUCGAUUUGUUGUAUGGUUUCCGAAAGAGAAAAUUUUGGUUUCCAAGUAAAUAUUUUUCUCUCAAUGCGGCUUCUAUCACGGUGAUAGCUGUGACUAUGAAACUGCCUGUGGAUUUGACAAGUCCAAUGCCAGGUCAGAUAGACCAAGUUGUCAAGCUUGGAUGCUUGGCCUUUAUGUGCACAAUGAUGUCUAACUUCAUGCCUUCCUUGGGGUCUAUGGACAACAAGUCACUUGUGGCAAAUGUUACAGGUUUAUCCAUUUUCGUUAUCACGAUGAUUGCAAAUACUGUCAUUCAAAUUAGGACUCAUGCAGUUGAUCCUCAUUAUUUUGUAAUUUUACCUUUGUUUAUAUCGUCUUUCAAAGUAAUAUCAUACAUCUCAAUGUGUAUGUUACUCUUUUUACUAAUAAUUCUAAUAUCUUCUGCUAUAACAAUUCCACCCUCAAAGAAAAUUUUAGAAUUCAAGUAUCAAGACGCUAGAAAAAUAAAUUUGAAUGAUCAACAUCCACAAGAAAACCAAAAUUCUACUGUUGAGGAGCUAAGACGACUUGUGAAAAGGUACUGGGUCAUGGCAGAAACUGGUAGCCCUCAAUUUGUGGUAGCUAGUAAUCCAUUAUCAUCUGCAUCCGGCAUAAUUUGUGCAUGUAGUAUGUGCAUGUACAUAUUUAUGGUGUGCCAACUUGUUUGGUGGCAAUACAGAUCUGCGUCGAGCCCUUAUUAUAAUCCCUCCCAAUAUCCAUUAUACAGAUCCGUGUAUAGCUGGUCAAUGUUUGUCAUUGGCAUUACACAGUUCAUUGGGACUAUAGUGGGUUCCGUUGGCCCAAUAUUUCGAUGUUUUACGGUCUUGAGCUUCAAAUCGUUUGCUAAUCAGAAUAGAAAACAUUUUUUGGUGUUUAAAGUGGAGAAGCAUUGGACACAAAAGUUGUAUGAGUGGAAAGAAUGUCAUGUAAGCUUUUUGUCGGGUAGUCGUAGAGCAAGAGUUCUUCUUCAUAAUUCAAAAAACCACAUUUUACAUUUUUGCAUUGGAUUCCAGAAGGUAAUUGUUGUAUCAUGCAAAAUAAUCGGGCUCAUUCCCAUUGUGGUUAUAAUCUUUAUCAUAUAUGGUUCAUACUAUUUAAAGUCGGUGAAGGCAAAGCUGUUUACCCCACCCCCCAUGGCUUCAAGUAGUGACCAGACGGAUGAAGACCUUAGCAAUUAUGUUUUGUUACUCGAAGAUAAUGUGCGGCUAGCUGAAAAAACUAUGAAAGGAAUUUCAGAUUCCAUGAAUCGCUUGAUUCAGAAAGCUGAGAAGAAACAACAUAACAAUCUUCUGAAGCUUCUUGAAGAAUCUGUUGCAUUUGAUGGAGUAGUGAAGUUUGACACCGAUCAAAUUCCAUCUUUGCUUUCUGUUGAACAAGUUAACACUUGGAGCUUACCAAUAAUAAGCUUAACAUGUAUCGCCAUUGUUAUCCCAGAUAUUCACAAAGACAGAGUUGAUAACUUGUUCAAAAGUGUCAGGGAAGGUCUUUUGUACACUCAUCUAGUAGAGGAAAGCCUAAAUAGGGAAUCUAUGUAUGUGAAUAUUCGAAGGGAAUCUGUGACAUUGUGGCAUGAGGUCGAAGACAGAUGCAAGUGGUUGGGGACAACAUUGGAAAGAAGUGCUUACGUUGGAAAAACGACAGCAAAAAUUAUUAAGUUGUUUGCUCAUAAAGCGGAAGGAAUUGUGAAUGAGUUUAACACAAGUACCAACGGAGAACACAUGGAGGAGGGCCUUCCUCCAAAGGUAAUCGUUGCCAACUCAAUGUAUCGAAUUGCACAAACAAUCAUUCACACGUACCAAAGCAACAACUUAGAGAUUAAUGAAGAUGAGUUGUUUACACGACUAUUAGGCAUGAUUGCAGACAUAUUUUAUGCUUGCCUCACCAACAUACCACGAGUAGUAACAAUGAGAUGCCAAGAAAGUGCGAUAGAAAAACGAGAGGAUAGUGUUUUGGCUGCAAUCGACCUUCUUGGACGGACCACUGAGAUAAUAAAAAGACUUGAAACACGCGAUCUACCAAAUAUGGAUCCUGAUAAGAUGGGGUUUAUCGAUGAGUGGCGUCUUCAUUUAAAGCAACCUUAAAUUCAUGGUCAUUUAUAUGGAGUGUGGUCUUCAUAUGGAGUCAAGAGAAUUUAAAGAGAAUUUAGGUCAAGAAGUGCUUCAUGGACAAUCUCAGACAUUUGAACUCCAAGCAUAAUGAUCCAAAAAAGCAUCGUUAUACCAUGUGGUUCUUUUUCUUUGAAAAUGUGUUUCUUCCUUCUCUUUCUCCUUUUUAUGUUAUUUGAAAUUGAAAUAUGUGUGUAUUGUAUUUCUAAUGUGUAAAUUGUUGUAUUAUCGUACAACUCAAUAUGAUGACUGUUGUAUUAUUUUAAAUUAAAGGUCUAAUAUCAUAAAGUUAUAACGUGGUUCCGUUUUACA
This is a messenger RNA of Helianthus annuus (common sunflower), 2699 nucleotides long. RefSeq lists its product as uncharacterized. The transcript has 2 exons. The record is from RefSeq and is a predicted model, not a curated record. Lineage: Eukaryota; Viridiplantae; Streptophyta; Magnoliopsida; Asterales; Asteraceae. The coding region runs from base 12 to 2363 and encodes 783 amino acids.